AUGAAUCGACUCAACCCAUCCAGAAGAACAUUUUCCUUUUUCUAAAAUAAAAACAGCAAUAAUCUGAACAGUCAAAAGAACAGGUUAGAUUAAAAAGUGGAUAACAAAUAUCUACUUGAAGAAAAUAGGAGUUUGUUGUAGCGAGUAGCCACAAUGUUCUCAAGUCUCUUUAGAUCUGCUUUCUUUGAUCCCAUAUAUGUGAGAGUAAAGGCAAGGAUAAGGACUAUGCUUGGGUAUAAUAAGGUAGAAGCCAAGCAAUCUUGGUAUUCAAAAAUCUUUGGAAUGAGUGGUGGAUAAUAAAGCUAAAACUAGUCGUUUUUCAGCAGGUUCAGAUUAAUCAAGAAUACAAAAGAUAAGGUGGUGCACAAGAUUAUCACUGUCUUCGGAGGUUUAUUCUUCAUAUACAUACUUGCUAAGGCUAUACCUAAUUCAGUCAGGAGUUAUAGACUAAGAAAGUAGGAAUUGGAAAUAGAAAGUAAGAGGCUUGAGCUGGAGAAGUUGAGACUUGAGGUCGAGUAAAAAAGAUUAGCAAGGAAGGAAAGGGAGUAAUGA
This is a messenger RNA of Stylonychia lemnae, 552 nucleotides long. Lineage: Eukaryota; Ciliophora; Spirotrichea; Sporadotrichida; Oxytrichidae. The record is from the annotation of a GenBank genome assembly.